This is a messenger RNA of Blepharisma stoltei, 441 nucleotides long. Lineage: Eukaryota; Ciliophora; Heterotrichea; Heterotrichida; Blepharismidae. The record is from the annotation of a GenBank genome assembly.
AUGGGAGCAAUUCAAGCAAAAGAGCUUCACAAAGAAACACACAAUCAAGCCAAACCAUCUGGAUCUGAUCCAGAAAUAAGAGAAGAGCGCAGGAUCUCUGACUCAAUUGACACACUAAAUUUAUCACACAUCCCAAAUGACAUAAUUAAUAGCUGGAAUUUCAAUUGUUUGAAUGACAGCGCAUCUCCAUCCAAAGACCUAGAUGAGUUUAUGUAUUCCCAAGAGUCACGGAGCAGCCGAAAUAGCAUAUCUCUUGAACACACCAUAAAAGACUGCCUAAGCAAUCUGAACUGUGUUACAGAUUUAUGUCCAAGAUUUUCAUAUCAAAUUGAUAAGUUUAACAACAAGUUUGCCCUCGGAGACGAAGCCAUCCGAGGCAUUUUUGAGUCAGAUCUCGAGGCAUGCGAGGUCCCAGACAACUGCAAUGAGAUGGAAUUGUAG